CCGUUGAGAGAUCCAGCAGCUGGUAGUGAGUUGCUAGUGCGCCCAGCAGGCAGCAGCCAACGGUCAACACAGCACACACAUUUCCCACUCCAUGUGAGAAAAACUGAGCCGUCUACCUUACAGGCGACAGAAAAAUAUGCUGUUCGGACGCCUGGCGUGUUACCGCAGCGGCUUUUGAGUCAUCAUUGUCCCCCGGUUUUCCUUUUGGAGGAUUCCUCCCUCCAUCCUCCGGAUCGCACCGAACAGGCAAUGACAACGGUCUCAGCAACCCCGCAGCAGUUGAGGGACCGGCUGGUGCAGGCCAUCGACAGUCACAGCAAUAUAUGCAAUAUGGUGGCUGUAAUGGAGGUUAUAUCCGGUCUUGAAAAGUAUCCUAUCACCAAAGAAGCACUUGAGGAAACUCGACUAGGAAAAUUGAUUAAUGAUGUAAGAAAGAAGACCAAGAAUGAAGACCUUGCUAAGCGUGCUAAGAAACUCUUAAGGGCCUGGCAAAAGCUGAUUGAACCUGGGCCAGCUGUACCUGCCAGCACCCCUGGGUCUACCAAUGGCAGUUCCCAUCCCUGCAGAACGGAUGCCUCUCCUCCGGACAUUUCUGUGUCUGGGAAGGGUGUCCCUGAAGUCAAAAUCAGAAACGAUGUUCACAACACAUACUCUCCAAAAGCUGAAAAAUCAAGCAGCCGCAAACGCAGAGCAGAGAACAGAGACAGUGGAGUGCACUUACCAGAGAAAAUCUCCAAGUUGUCCUCGUUUGAUAACUCUGUUUCCCCUCCAUCCACCAAUGGGAUUGCAGGCAGCCCCGACACCCUGCCUGAGCAGCAAGUUGUCCCGUCUCCUGACAGAUCCCGGAUAGAGCACCUUGAUAAUGAUAAAAUAAACCGAAUUCCAGUUAAUGCUGUCAAGCCUCGCCCCAGCUCCCCUGGAGUUGCCAAACUACCUAGCACUUCAUCUAUGAUCAAGGCUGCUGUGAUGCAGCAACAGGCCAGAUUGGAUGAAGGAGGCGGUGGGUAUUAUCAAGCCAAAAGUCCCCGUGGCCUCUCUACCAGUCCAAGGAGCAUGAAACAAGACUCAGUGACCAAGCGCUCUUCAGCAUAUGCACCUAAAGGAACACCUAUCCCAAGCCCUUCCUCUAGGGACUCUCCUUUGUCUUUUUCCCAGCCUGUAUCCUCCCCAGCCCAAUUAUCUUUGGUUGACAAGCUGCAACAUUCUUCUCAUAGGUCUUUAAUGCACUGGGCCAGUUCGUCAGAAGUCCCCUCUCAUUUGUUACCACAAGACAUAUCUGCCACACUGGAAUCCCCAUCAGUCUCCCCUUCACCCUCUCAGCCCCAACACAACUCAGAACAGCACAGACCGCCAUCUGAGGGCACCGUGUCUGUGUCUGAUGACACAGAUGGGACACCGGUUCCAAACUCGGAGCAUAAAAGGAGGAAGUACAGGUCAAGAGACUACGCUGUCAACCUAGAUGGCCAGAAAAUAGAGGACACGACUAAACCUGUACGGUUAAAAGAACGCAGGUUAACGUUUGACCCCGUCACCGGUCAGAUCAAACAUCUGGUACAUAAAGAACCUUCUCAAACAGAUGAAGCCCCCACUCCUGACCCUGCUGAAUCUAGGCAGAGAACUGAAAGCACUGUACAACCACCUGCUGUCCUUACCCCAGUCCCAGCCCUGGCUCCGGCCCCCGCUCCAGCCCCAGGUUCCGGCCCUAACCCUUUUCAUCAGACAAACUGGAAAGAGCUGUCCAGAAAUGAAAUCAUCCAGUCCUACUUGAACCUCCAGAGCAAUGUGCUCACAUCCUCUGGGGUCCAGGCUCCUAGUGCACACUUUUUCAUGUCGGAGUAUCUGAAAAGGGAAGAACAGGAUAUCAAGGACUCACGGAAGAUACAUGUUUUGCAGAAAAACAACCCAGUAGGCGAUUUACCAGGCAUAAGCCGGGAGGUGACGGACGGGGAUCUGGACAGAAUACAAACACAGCACUGGCCGGGGGUUAACGGUUGUAAUGACACCGAGGGCACCUGGUAUGAUUGGACAGAGUGCAUAUCAUUGGACCCUCAUGGGGAUGAAAGCAAAUUGAACAUCCUGCCAUAUGUUUGCCUAGACUGAGGGGUUUGGGAAAGUGGCUGUCAUUUUCCAAUCCUUUCUUUGUCUCCACGCAGAGACAAGAUACUUUGUGAUUUUGUUUGUCCAUUGUGAGUUCGGCAGAAGCCAGGCCUGUUAAACUUCCCCCCCAUGCCUCUUCCUUUUUCUGUGAUAAUCUAAUUAGAUUUUGGUAUAAAAAAAAGAGUAAAGAUUUAAAGAAUAGUUUAAGUUUGUAAUACCAAGGGCUGUUUCUGUUUUAUUUUUCAAACUGAAAGCCACAGGAAUGAUGAGGCCCUAUAUGCAGAGUGCUGCUACUAACAAUGAAGGCAAGAAAGAGAGGACAGAAUUAUCCCAGACAAGUGGAAAUGGUGUUCUCAUGUAAUUUUUUUGAAGUUCAGUACCUCUAUUUCAAGCUCUCUGGGAUGAAACUGUUCUUUUUUAAAAAUUUUGUAGCCUUCUAGUUUCUAAUGAGGAAUUACAAUCUAGGGUUAAUUUGAGGGAAGGCCGAGUUUAGCUGUCCUGCCAAGGCCGCCAUGUUGGUGCCACAAAGGAGUUGAUAGGUCUAGCACAGGUAGAGCUGAACAUGUCCAGAGUACUGGAUCAUAUUUGGUAGUUACAAGAAGCUUUAUGUGAGAUAAAAAGAGUAAAUUAUAAAUUUCUUAUCAUGUAUACAUCUAUUUAUUUUGACCUGUUCAUUUAUUCAUCCAAACACGUUCAGAAACCUUUAGUUCUGUUUUCCUUUUUCCCUCUGUUAGCAAUGCAAUGCUGUCAGUCUAAGCUUCAAUGUGGGCAUACGCAUCUUCUGGCAUGGUCUUUCUUUAAGACUGGCCCAUGCAUUUUGGUUAUUAACAUUCCAUAGUCCACCCUUCUCACACUUUCGCUCUCUCUGUCUCAACUCUCAGCUUCUCUAGCCCCAUCCUAUGUUAACUCUCAAGAAGAAAUGUAUUAAGAAAAGUAAUUGGGUUUCAAAUUGAUUCUAUCCAACCAGUGUGCUGCUAAUUUAACAUUAAUUCAGCUAAAUUGGUGAAUCGUACACCUUACACUAACUCCCUCCCAUGCUUAAAAUGUGAAAGAAUGUAAAAUCAAAUAGUCCUGAUCAUUAAAGGAAAAAAACAGGAACAUAGUUGAAGGCUAGGAUUCACUUUGUUUCCUUCUAGAUGUCGUUUGCCUUCUGAAUUUCUAUCACAGUAUUUUCCUGAGUUAAACAGCCUUGAUGAAUGUACAGGAUUUAGACCUAUAAUGCACUUGCGCACAAGUUAACAACUUGUUGGUCAUUUCAUCACUGACUGAAUUCGCAUGUGAUAGUCACUGAUUUGCAACUGCAACCUAUGGGCCCAGAGUUUUGUAACAAGGAAACAUUUAGGAUACAAUUUUGAACAGCACUUCUUUCGCUUCCAUUUUUUUAGUACAGCAAACAAAGAGAGAGAAAGUUAUGCAUUGGAUAUUCUUGGUAUUUUCCUUGUGACAUCUAAUACUUGAUUUUGAUUUCCCUUUAUACUCAUCAGUCACUACCACUUUUUCCUCACAUGACUUAAAUUAAGAUUGGCUUCUGCGCAGCCUCUAUCCAUUCAUUCUUUCAGUCAUUCAUCCCUACCAAUGUGCCUUGGUCAAUGGUAAAUCUGGAUUUGCUUCAGUAUAAAACACACCUUUCUGUAAAGCUGGGUGCAAGAAUUGCAAAUCCCACGAUCAAUACGAUGCUGUUUUAUGCCCCGUUUCUGUUACUUUUUGUACACGCUGAUCUAGAGAGGGUGAAGCUGCAGACAAUGAGAAACUGCACAACAAUGCCGCUGGCAAUAAAGGAAAAGUGCUACAACUGGUUGAUAAGAAUCUGUUUUCUGGAGUUUUGACGGGGGCAUCUUUAUUUGUUCAGUGUCUAACAUCUCAAUUGUUUGAAAAAUAAAAUGAUCUAAAUCUUCAGCUCA
Molecule: messenger RNA, 3998 nt
Organism: Eleginops maclovinus (Patagonian blennie)
Lineage: Eukaryota; Metazoa; Chordata; Actinopteri; Perciformes; Eleginopidae
Gene: crsp7
Product: cofactor required for Sp1 transcriptional activation, subunit 7
Exons: 3
Coding region: 250-2100 (616 amino acids)
Biological process (GO): positive regulation of gene expression; regulation of transcription by RNA polymerase II
Cellular component (GO): mediator complex; nucleus; core mediator complex
Molecular function (GO): transcription coregulator activity
Source: RefSeq, a predicted model, not a curated record